UCAGAGCCGAGGGAGGUUCUAUUGUGGGGCAGAAGGGCGUGGAACCGUUGACUUAUACCAGCCAUGGCCUAGUGCAUAAAGCUCGCCCUGUGCCGACUCUUCUGGUCGCCGGGGCGGCAACUCCAAUUUUUUUGAGCUCGAGGUCCGCAUCACUAUUUGACUUCAUCCGCACCUUGGCAACCACCUUCCCCCCUCGUCUCCCAGCUCUUCCGACGAUCUGGUAAAGUCUCUUUUGUCCUCUUGUGUUUAGUUCCUUAUAGCCCAUUCAGAUCUUCAGCAUGCAGCGCGCAUUGACAAGUCGGACGGCCGCCUCGGUCCUGUCCCCCUCGGCAGCCUCCAGAUUCCGUUCGAGCGGUGCUCUUACGCAACAGCUGCGCUUUGCCCACAAGGAGCUGAAGUUCGGCGUCGAGGGCCGCGCCGCUCUCCUGGCCGGCGUUGACACCCUCGCCAAAGCAGUUGCUACCACCCUGGGCCCCAAGGGUCGCAACGUCCUGAUCGAGUCCAGCUAUGGCUCGCCCAAGAUCACCAAGGACGGCGUGACUGUUGCCCGAGCCAUUUCCCUGCAGGACAAGUUCGAAAACCUCGGUGCGAAGCUGCUGCAGGACGUCGCUUCCAAGACCAACGAGGUCGCCGGCGACGGUACGACGACCGCCACCGUGCUUGCUCGAGCCAUCUUCUCCGAGACCGUCAAGAACGUUGCUGCUGGCUGCAACCCCAUGGACCUGCGCCGCGGUACCCAGGCCGCUGUCGAGGCUGUUGUUGAGUACCUGCAGAAGAACAAGAGGGACAUCACCACCAGCGAGGAGAUCGCCCAGGUUGCCACAAUCAGCGCCAACGGUGACACACACAUCGGCAAGCUGAUUGCCAACGCCAUGGAGAAGGUUGGCAAGGAGGGUGUCAUCACUGUCAAGGAGGGCAAGACCAUGAGCGACGAGCUCGAGGUUACCGAGGGAAUGCGAUUCGACCGCGGCUUCAUCUCUCCCUACUUCAUCACCGACACCAAAGCCCAGAAGGUUGAGUUUGAGAACCCCCUCAUCCUCCUGUCCGAGAAGAAGAUCUCUGCCGUCCAAGACAUUAUCCCUGCCCUCGAGAUCUCCACCCAGAGCCGCCGACCUCUCGUCAUCAUCGCCGAGGACAUUGAGGGUGAGGCCCUGGCUGUCUGCAUCCUCAACAAGCUUCGGGGCCAGCUCCAGGUGGCUGCCGUCAAGGCCCCCGGCUUCGGCGACAACCGGAAGUCCAUCCUCGGCGACAUUGCCGUGCUCACCAACGGCACCGUCUUCACGGACGAGCUCGACGUGAAGCUCGAGAAGGCCACUGCUGACAUGCUCGGAUCUACCGGCUCCAUCACCAUCACCAAGGAGGACACCAUCAUGCUGAACGGCGAGGGUACCAAGGACGCUAUCUCGCAGCGAUGUGAGCAGAUCCGCGGCGUCGUUUCUGACCCCACCACCUCAGACUACGAGAAGGAGAAGCUCCAGGAGCGUCUUGCCAAGCUUUCUGGCGGUGUUGCCGUCAUCAAGGUCGGUGGCUCGUCCGAGGUCGAGGUCGGCGAGAAGAAGGACCGUUUCGUCGACGCCCUGAACGCCACCCGCGCCGCCGUCGAGGAGGGCAUUCUGCCCGGUGGUGGCACCGCCCUGCUCAAGGCCUCCAGUCAGGCCCUGGGCAACGUCAAGUCGCAGAACUUUGACCAACAGCUCGGCAUCAGCAUUGUUAAAAACGCCAUCACUCGUCCCGCCCGCACGAUUGUCGAGAAUGCUGGCCUCGAGGGCUCCGUUGUGGUCGGCAAGCUGACGGACGAGUACGGCAGCGACUUCCACAAGGGCUUCGACAGUUCCAAGGGCGAAUACGUCGACAUGAUCAAGGCCGGUAUCCUGGACCCCUUCAAGGUCGUCCGGACCGGUCUUAUCGACGCCAGCGGCGUGGCCUCCCUGCUUGGCACAACUGAGGUUGCCAUCGUCGAGGCACCCGAGGAGAAGCCCGCCUCUCCAAUGGGGGGCAUGGGUGGAAUGGGCGGCAUGGGUGGAAUGGGCAUGUAGGAUGUUGAGAAAGGACAAAGUGAAAAGCUUUUUUGGUUUCAAGCGGUCCGGGCUUGUUUGGGCAUUUUUGGGUUCCGGUGUUGCAAGGCGGUCAUUGUGUACCAUCUCCCCUCUAUCUCCUCUCUGUCCAUGCUGAUACCUUGAUACCCUGGGACACAGCUCCUGGGCCUGUACAUUAUACUGCCUCUUGGGCUGCAUCGAGAUAGAGCGACAAGGAGAAAUUCUUACGUUGCACUAA
This is a messenger RNA of Diaporthe batatas, 2274 nucleotides long. Its product is annotated as chaperone ATPase HSP60. The coding region runs from base 279 to 2036 and encodes 585 amino acids. Gene Ontology annotation, molecular function: ATP-dependent protein folding chaperone; protein-folding chaperone binding; ATP binding. The transcript has 3 exons. Gene Ontology annotation, cellular component: mitochondrial matrix; mitochondrial inner membrane. The record is from RefSeq and is a predicted model, not a curated record. Gene Ontology annotation, biological process: mitochondrial unfolded protein response; protein refolding; apoptotic mitochondrial changes. Lineage: Eukaryota; Fungi; Ascomycota; Sordariomycetes; Diaporthales; Diaporthaceae.